Ilex paraguariensis (yerba mate) is the source of this 984-nucleotide messenger RNA. The record is from the annotation of a GenBank genome assembly. Lineage: Eukaryota; Viridiplantae; Streptophyta; Magnoliopsida; Aquifoliales; Aquifoliaceae.
ACGUUCACAUCACACCUAAAUCUUCUUCUCUCUCCUCCGGGGUUAAACCUCUGCGUACCCAUAGCCGACUACUCAAACUGUGCUCCGCGAUUCCGAACAGGUCAAGUUCUGGUCACCAUUAGAAUAAGUGUCAGAGUUCUGAACAGGCAUGUGGUACAAAUACCGGAUUAGGUUCCCUCUUUCUAGUUAUCUUCAUCCUGUAAGUUAGUGUAUAUACUACUCUGCAAACCAUGAAGUUCGUUGCAACUCUCAGAUUCAUUUGGGUACGCCCCACUCUUCGUGGAAUUACUGGCCCUUUGCAGUCGCGAUCAUUCCAACCCGACUUUGUUCCCAAAGAUCCUGAGGCAAAGCUUAAAAGAUACAAGUACCCGCCAUUCUAUUAUCCAUAUGGCCUGAGAUCCCCACCUUCUGAUAGGAUCAUUCAGCUUGCAGAACAAAUUGCAGCCCUGCCCACUGAAGAACGAAUUCAAAUCGGUCCCACUCUCAGAGAGAGAUUACGACACCCCAAGAUGCAACCAAUAUCAGUAGAGGGCAUGGAUUUGGGUAACCAGGGAGGGGCAGGUAUGGGAUCUACAAAGAUGGAGGAGAAAAAGGCAGAGAAAACAGCGUUUGAUGUGAAGUUAGAGAAAUUUGAUGCAGCUGCAAAGAUCAAGGUUAUCAAAGAGGUGAGGGCUUUCACAAGUCUAGGAUUGAAAGAAGCGAAAGACUUGGUUGAGAAUGUACCCGUUUUAAUUAAACAAGGGGUUACCAACGACGAGGCAAAUAACAUAAUAGAGAAGAUUAAGGCUGCUGGAGGCGCUGCAGUGAUGGAGUGAUGUUCUUGAAUUUUCUCCAGAUAUCUCACGUCCGAAACUUUUGUUGUAAAGCCAUGUUAGGAGUUCUUGCCAGAUUUUGGAGAGAACAAUUUGUUUUAAACUACUUUUUUGCAUGUUGUGAACUAUGCUUCUUAAAUUAGAUUGUUGUAACCCAUUGUGGUGUUCCCAG